Molecule: messenger RNA, 933 nt
Organism: Nipponia nippon (crested ibis)
Lineage: Eukaryota; Metazoa; Chordata; Aves; Pelecaniformes; Threskiornithidae
Source: RefSeq, a predicted model, not a curated record
AUGAGGGGGGGCCACCCUGGUUCCAAGGGGCCGGAGCUGCAGCAGGCGCUGGCAGCCCGGGACGAAGCCAUCCUGCGCCGUGACGGCCGUAUCCGUCAGCUGGAGCUGGAGAAUCAGCAGCUCCGGAGCCACGUCCGCAGCCUGGAGGAGGAGAACGACCUGCUCUCCUCCGGGGGUGGCCGCAGGGGACCCUUGGCCACCGCUGCCACCACUGCCACCGCCACCAGGACCCUGCUGGCCUCGGGCACCGGCUGCAUUGGCGUCAGUGACAGCAACGUCCAGUUCCUCAAGGGGCUCGUGGGGCUGCUGGAGAGCGACGCCGCCGCGCAGGUUGGGGGCCUCCAGCCCUUCUCCACUCCCAGCUCCGGCGAGCAGGGCUGCGCCCCGGCCGAUGUCCCGCGGAGCCCCCCGGCCUGGCGGCUGCGGGCAGGGCUGCCUGGCAGCUUCCCCCCCUGCCUGGGCACUGAGGAGGGGGCUGGCAGCCCAGCCGCGCUCACCGACACCGCCUGCCUCUGGGAGGAGAGCGGGGGGGACACGCUGCCUGACGGCACCCCGCUCUGGGCCUCACCCGUCGAGGAGAACGGGAGGCCCAAACUGGAGCUGGUCCCCAACUCGGGGGUCUACAUCACCCACCCGCAGCUGGACGACCUCUCGCAGGUCUCCACUGACAAGCCCAAGCUCAUGACCCGGCGGCUGCUCGAUUACUUCUUCUCGCGGGAGACGCUGGCCCGGUCCUCGGCCACGGGGCAGCGCAUCGCCCACAACAACACCACCAUGGAGCGGCCCCUCCGCCUGCCCGUGGCCGUGGUCAACGCCAUCAAAGAGUACGUCACCAAGAUGUGCGGCCGCGGCUGCAACUUCAACGCCGUCAUCAACAGCAAGUGCGGCACGUCCCGGCGGGCCGUCAAGAAGAUGGUCGUGAAGAUGGAGUGA